AUGGCAUCUGCUCUCAGUAUCCUCUUCCUCGGGCAGGAAUACCCCAAACCCACCAUCUCGGUGAGCCCCAGCAGGGUGGUGGCGCUCGGGGGAACCGUCACCAUCCGCUGUGAGGGUUUGUACCUGGACAUGGAGUUCUUUCUGCGUAAAACUGGACAACCGAACCCGCAGAGGCAGACGGUGCCUGAUGGGACCAUGGCUGAAUUUCCCAUCCCCAGUGUCAGCCGGGAAGAUGGAGGGAGCUACACCUGCGACUAUCGCUCCAUAGCGGAUCAGAGUCGCACAUCGCAUCCCAGCGACCCCGUUGAGAUCAUUGUAGGAGAGCCCACUCUGCCCAAGCCCUCCGUCUCCGUCCGCCCCAUCGCGGGGGUCUCCCUGGGGGGAGCCGUGGCCAUCUGGUGUCGGGGGCAGCGCCAGGGCAUGCGGUUCGUGCUGAAUACAGAUGGACGCCAUUUCCCACCUGUGGAUUCGGGCGACUUUGAGACUGUGUUUCCCAUCAGCAACGUGAGCCGGGAGGACGGCGGGAGCUACAGCUGCUCCUAUCACAACAGAUUGGAGCCGAUCGCCGUGUCGUAUCCCAGCGACCCCAUGGAGCUGGUGGUGGGAGAUCCCAGCUUACCCAGACCCUCCAUCUCUCUGAGCCCCACUGGGGUCACCACCCCAGGGGCAAACGUCACCAUCCGGUGCCAGGGGCAGCGCCGGAAUGUGACGUUCUUCCUGCACAAGCCUCGAGACCGGAACCCGCAGCGACACGUGGACCCUGCUGGGGACUGGGCCGAGUUCCUCAUCACCACCAUGGGCCGGCAGCAGGGAGGGAGCUACAGCUGCAGCUACCGGCCCCGAUCAGAGCCCUUCGUCUCCUCAGAGCCCAGCGACCCCGUGCAGCUGGUGGUAGCAGAGCCCAGCUUACCCAGACCCUCCAUCUCUCUGAGCCCCACUGGGGUCACCGCCCCAGGGGCAGACGUCACCAUCCGGUGUCAGGGGCAGCGCCGGGACGUGAGGUUCUUCCUGCACAAGGCUGGAGACUCGAACCCGCAGCGACACAUGGACCCUGCUGGGGCCGGGGCCGAGUUCCGCAUCCCCACCAUGGGCCGGCAGCACGGAGGGAGCUACAGCUGCAGCUACCAGCCCCAAUCCGAGUCCUUCGUCUUCUCGGAGCCCAGUGACCCCGUGGAGCUGGUGGGGCUGCUCAGCCGGCCCCUCCCCACUCCCCUGGAUGCCCAGCACUCAAUGGGGAGCUGUGCUGGGUGGGGGCCGGUGGCUGGGUCGCUGUGUCAGCCCCUCCCCGCCCGGGGUCUGCGUCUCACAGCCUGUCUCCUUCUGCUCCCAGAGCCCACUCUGCGCAAGCCCAUCAUCAGCCCCAGUGGGGAGGUCUCCCUGGGGGGAACUGUGUCCAUCUGGUGUUGGGGGCAGGGCCAGGGCGUGCGGAUCGUGCUGAAUAAAGGGGGACGCCAUGUUGCACACGUGGAUUCGGAGAAGUCGGAGUUUGUGUUUCCCAUCAACAACGUGCGCCGGGAGCAGGGCGGGAACUACAGCUGCUCCCAUCACAGCAGGUCGGAGCCGUUCGUCAGGUGGAGCGACCCCGUGGAGCUGGUGGUGAGAGGGUAAGGACCAGCCCCGAGACAGAGCAGAUGAGACCCCAGCUCUGCUUCCCACCCCGAUCUACCUGCCCUACGAUUCAGGACUCCUGGGUUCUCUCCCUGGCUCGGGAUGGGAAGUGGUGUGCAGUG
Molecule: messenger RNA, 1730 nt
Organism: Terrapene triunguis (Three-toed box turtle)
Lineage: Eukaryota; Metazoa; Chordata; Testudines; Emydidae
Product: immunoglobulin superfamily member 1-like
Exons: 7
Coding region: 1-1608 (535 amino acids)
Source: RefSeq, a predicted model, not a curated record